AUGGGUCUCACCUGUCACCGUAAAAUGUCGCUUCACAUCAUCAUCGUCGGCGCUGGAAUCGCCGGGCUGUCAGCAGCUGUCUCUUUGCGACGAACUGGUCACCGGGUAGAGAUCUACGAGCGCACAUCAGCAAACAACGAAGUCGGAGCCGCCAUCACCGUACCCCCUAACGCAUCUCGCUUUCUCCUUGAAUGGGGACUUGACCCAGUCGCCGAACGCUUUGUCAAGGCAGAUGAAAUGGCCUUUCUCGACCCUCUUACUUUGAACACUCUGUUUGCUGUUCCUCAAGAACAAAAUCGCGCCCGAUAUGGCUAUGACCUGUGGCUUUCCCACCGUGUCGACUUGCAUGCUUGGUUCAGGAGGAAGGCGACAGCAGUUGAGGGGCCUGGAACUCCAGUGGUACUUCACUUGCAGCGUGCAGUUGUGCGAUAUGACCCUGCCACUCCCUCCAUCACCCUCGCCGACGGAGGUGUACUCUCUGCCGAUCUUGUCGUCGGAGCAGAUGGGGUUCACUCACUAGCCACGGAGGUGGUGCUAGGGUGCAAGAUUGAGCCAUCGCCCUCUGCCUAUUACAACACCUGUUUCCGUUUUCUGAUUCCAGCCGCUUCUUUGGCUGAAGACCCUGAAACUCGAUGGUGGCAUGAAGACGAGCACAGUAGGAAGGUUAGCAUGCGGAUUAUCACCCACAAUGCAACAAGUAGAAGGAUAGUUUCGUAUCCAUGUCGAGAGUAA
Molecule: messenger RNA, 732 nt
Organism: Podospora anserina S mat+
Lineage: Eukaryota; Fungi; Ascomycota; Sordariomycetes; Sordariales; Podosporaceae
Exons: 2
Coding region: 1-732 (243 amino acids)
Molecular function (GO): monooxygenase activity
Source: RefSeq, a predicted model, not a curated record